UAAAACACGUAAUAAUUACAGUACAAAGGAGUUUUUUUAAUUUGUGUUAAAAAUUGAAAAAUAACCCAAAAGAGGAUCACCAACGUUCAGUUAUAUUAAUCAAGCGACUAACAAAAUGCUGCCGCACCUAAGCGCAGACGAGGGCCUGCCGUCCGUGACGCGGAAAGUGUACAUUAAUCCCAAUUUCCAGAUGGCCCGCACGGCGUCUCAUCUGCUGCAAGGCCAAACUGCGCAUCAGCUGCCGCCCUUUCAGGCGCCCCCGCUGCCGCCACAGUACCCGGCGCCCGCCAUCCACAUCAAUCCGCACUUUCUGCAGCGCCAGCGGGCCAUGUACGAGCAGUUCCAGCAGCAACAGCAGCAGGAGUUCCUGCAUCAACAGGUCUCCGCUGCGUACUAUAAACAGACGCCUCCGUUGCCAGUAAUUUCCGUGCCAGCCACACCACCUCCCCCACAGGCCAAGAUAAUCAGCAAGGCGAGCACGUGCCUGGUGCGUAAGGCUCCGGUAAAGGCCGCUGCUCCCCCACUAGUACCUACUCCUCCCGUGGUUGCUUCCUCCCGCACCCAGCCACCCUUGGUCAGCAUUUCCAAGCGAAAGAUUGUGCGCCAAGGAGCUGUGACGGCUGUUCCCGCCCCUCAGACACCUGUGCCGCCUGCCAAGCGCAGCCAGUACAAGUUGGUGCGAUCCAUAUCACUGACCUUUACUCCCUUGGUCAAGAAGCGGCGGUCGCUGCGGGAGUUCGUGGGACAGUACGCCCUGAGACGAACCAACGAAGAUGCGGAGCCAAAGAAGAAACUGAGAUCCGAGCAACAGCUACUUAAGCUGGGCGUUAACAAGUCCCUCAGUAUGGUCAGCAUACAUGGCGUGAUGUACAGGAAGAUAUCGAAGAACAAGUUAACGAAGCUGGAUGCCAGGACUGCGGCUCCCAGGACUCUCAAGCCACCCUUGUCUGGACGGGCGCUGUUCGUCAGCGGAAACAAGUUCAUACUGGAUCCAUCGGGCUGCCGUCUAACCAGGGUUUCAUCGUCUUCAACUCCGCGACUACCGUCAGCUGCUGCUGCACCACAGAUGAGCGUGAAUCGCACCAUGAUCCGGCGCAUCGAUAUUGGUGGCCUCACGUAUGUGGCCUCGCCCAAGACCCAGAACGUCUUCAUUCGUACCACGAAUCACUUGUCGAGGGCCCAUCUGAUCACCGCCAGGCAGAGGAGUUUGACGCUGCUGAACAAGUCGCGGGUGAAGACCAAUGUGCCUUGUGCCAUCUACCAGAAGCUGGGCAAAUGUGCUGCCCACAGUCGCGGCAAGUGUCGCAAGCUGCACGAUCAGCGACAGGUUGCCAUCUGUACCAGCUUCCUGCGCGGCGAGUGCUCCAAUCCGGACUGCCUGCUCUCGCACAACGUCACGCUGGAGAAGAUGCCUGUCUGCCGGUACUUUCUGCGCGGUGUCUGCGUCCGCGAGGAUUGUCCGUACCUGCACAAGAAGCUCAGCCGCAAGGCUGGGAUCUGCAUUGACUUUGUGCGCGGCUACUGCCCGCUGGCUGCCGAGUGCAACAAGCGUCACGAAUUCGCAUGCCCGGAGCUGGAGCGCCAGGGAAAGUGCGAGUUGUCCAAGUGUGUGUUCUGUAAGAAGGCGCCAUCCAAGCGUUUGGUCAAGUCGCGGCCCAUGACUGUUAUUCUUAAGGUUGCUAAGACCGAGAAGACCCAGAAGAAGGAACUGGAAGACAAGGCUGCUGACGUUCCCAGUAGCUCAAGGUACUUCAGAUGCGACGGUGACCAGGCGAAAAGUCCCAAAGACGAAAAGGAAAGGAAGGAACCUCUGGAGGAGAAAGAUGAGGAAGCGGAAGACCCGGCGGAAACCGAAGCCACUGUCGGAGUGCUCAAGCGCCCAACCCUGGGAACGCUGCCCGCUUUCAUUCCCCUGGGCGACGGCAGUGAAGAGGAUUGAUAGAGCAACUGUUCGGAGACUUGGACCCAACGUUUCAGGUACAAAUAAUUUGGUUAAGUAUCGUUAUAGCGUAGCGUUUAAUCUAAGCAUUAUUUUACUAGCUUAAUUUCUACAUUCAAAAUAAAGACCAAUAUAUUUGC
Drosophila kikkawai is the source of this 2079-nucleotide messenger RNA. It is a transcript of the gene ZC3H3, whose product is annotated as Zinc finger CCCH domain-containing protein 3. Lineage: Eukaryota; Metazoa; Arthropoda; Insecta; Diptera; Drosophilidae. Gene Ontology annotation, molecular function: metal ion binding. The record is from RefSeq and is a predicted model, not a curated record. Gene Ontology annotation, cellular component: nucleus.